UGUUAUCGUAGGUCAAAAGUCCAAGGUUGGUGUUGUGGUGCUUGACAAAAUAUGGCACCAAGUUUUAGUAAGAUUUUCAAUAAAAACAAUUUGACACCAAAGAAUAUUGUAUUAGCUACAUCUUUUGUUGCAUCCACAGUUGCUACUGUCCGAGCUAUUACAUGGGGAAAACAGCACUCAAAAUGGAUAAAAGGGUUGACCAAUCUUCAUAUCCCAACAGAGAAAACGAAAAAUGACAAAGGAGCUGUAGAUUCUACAUUCUUUAGGCAAUUGGUCAGGAUUUUGAAAAUAUUGAUACCACAUCCUAUAUGUAAAGAAACAGGUUAUCUUCUUCUGAUUGCUGUUUCAUUAAUUGCAAGAACAUAUUGUGAUGUGUGGAUGAUAUCAAUGACUACAACAAUUGAACGUACUAUCAUUUCAAAAAAUCGAGAUUCAUUUAAAGAGAAAAUAUCACAGUUCUUAACAGCAAUGCCACUUAUUGCUAUUGUGAAUCAAUUGCUAAAGUAUGGUAUCUCAGAACUAAAGCUGAGGUUUCGCACUCAAUUAACUUUGAAACUACAAGAACAAUAUUUGGGAAACAUGACUUAUUAUAAAAUGAACAACUUGGACAACAGAAUAGCCAACCCAGACCAACUUUUAACACAGGACAUUGACAAAUUUUGUGACUCAGCUGUUGAAUUAUACUCUAACAUAACCAAGCCUCUUUUGGAUGUUGCUCUUUACGUGAAAACAUUGGUAUCCACUGUUGGAUUCAAGACACCGUUAACAAUGAUUGGAUAUCUCUUAAUAUCUGGAGCUUUUUUAACUAGACUACGUAAACCAGUUGGCAAGAUGACGUCAGAAGAGCAAAAAUUAGAGGGUGAAUUCCGAUAUGUCAAUUCAAGGAUAAUUACAAACAGCGAGGAAAUUGCAUUUUAUCAAGGCCAUGAAAGAGAAAAGAAGACUAUGAGAGAAACCUUUAUGCGAUUAGUAACGCAUUUGCGAGAUGUCUUAAAUUUCAGAUUUUCAAUAGGAAUUGUGGAUAACGUUGUAGCAAAGUAUUUGGCGACUGUUGUGGGCUUCAGUUCUGUUGCUUUAAGUUUUCUCGUUAAAAAUAAACGCCAUGAAAACAUGAAAAACUUUGAAAUUAUGGAGGAUUAUUACGCAACAGGCCGCAUGGUACUUCGUAUGGCAGAAGCAUUAGGAAGACUGUCACUAGCUGGUAGAGAGAUGACCAAAUUGUCGGGCUACACUACCCGCGUAAUGCUGUUAAUGACUGUGUUAAAAGAUAUGAAGGACAACAAUUAUGUGCGAACACAAAUCAAUUCGAACAGAGAAAACUCGGAUGAUGAAGUGACCUUGAAUAAAAAGCUGGUGAUCGAUAUGUCAAAGCGAAGUGACGUCAUUGAAAGAGACCACGUGAUCAAAUUUGACGGCGUUCCUCUUGUCACACCCAAUGGCGACGUUUUAAUAAAGGAGAUGUCUUUUGAAGUUUUGUCCGGUCGAAAUGUACUUGUAUGUGGUCCGAAUGGCUGUGGGAAAUCAUCUCUGUUCCGAGUUUUAGGAGAGUUAUGGCCUGCUUUCGGUGGCACGCUGACCAAGCCGCACGCUGGCAAGCUGUUUUAUGUUCCGCAGCGACCGUACAUGACGAUUGGUACGCUACGCGAUCAAAUUAUAUACCCUGACUCGAUUGGAAAUAUGAAAAUGAAGGGAUUCACCGACAACCACCUUAAAGAUUUUCUCGAUAAGGUGCAUCUUGGAUAUAUCCUCGAUCGAGAAGGGGGCUGGGACAGCAUUCAAGACUGGAUAGACGUCUUAAGUGGUGGCGAGAAGCAAAGAGUUGCUAUGGCACGAUUAUUUUACCACAAACCACAAUUCGCCAUACUCGAUGAAUGCACUAGUGCAGUGAGCGUGGAUGUGGAAGGUUUUAUGUAUACUCACUGUAGAGAGGUUGGUAUUACGUUGUUUACAGUAUCUCAUCGGAAAUCGUUGUGGAAAUAUCACGAGUACGUUUUGUACAUGGAUGGACGUGGUGAUUAUGACUUUAAACCUAUUGAAGAAAGUACGCAAGAGUUUGGCUCGUAAAAUCGUCGAUUUUCACUGGAUUCAGUGUUCACGAACAGCAAUCAUGUUGUCACUCUUCCACAACAGAACAUCCCGGUAUCAAAACUGUCUGUCCAACAACAGUGCAUACACUGUUCCAAUUUUACCAAAUUUAUAAAUUUAUUUUUCAGAAAUCCGGAACAAACUGUACGCCCGGAGUAUGAUUUAAAUUGCUUUGUUGGACUGAAAAAUAAAAAUCGUAAAUAUAUUAUAAAUUUAACGAAGCAAAAAAUGUUUUUUUAAUUAAGUCAGAUAUAAAUCUUUUUAACUAUUUUUUUAUUUUAUCUUUUACGCAUUGGCUUCCCUCUGUUCAUUUUUUAUGUUAUUUGAUUAAGUCACAAUCAAUCCUUUGGUAUAAAUUUUUCCGCGUAUACUUUUUAGGUGUAAUGUUCUACUCAUUCGCGGCACGCAUUUUUACGAUUUGAUAGUUUCGCGAUAAUUGAUGAGUAAUUUUAGUGGGGGAAAAGAUUUACUCAGGAAGUAAAUAAUAUAUUAACUUCAAGAAAUCCAAUUUAAUAGCCAUAUGAUUUUCGUUUUUAUUAAUGAAUACAAUGAAAUACAAAGAUAUCUUAAAUUUUUGGACUACAACACAUAUUUCUCCGACUAGAAAAUCAAAAACUCUUAUCAAUCAUAUAACAGCAACACCAACGAAGUCUCGUUAAUAAUAGUGUACUACCGUGAGACAGGUGUGAAGUGCUUACAUUAGUGCGCCCUAUAGGCAUAAUACCUCUUCCACAAAAUACGUAUUUGAAAAAUUAGUAUCAUUAAGCCAACAUUAAAAUUUUUUAAAAAGAAACACUUUAAAUUUUGAACAGGAAUUCAAGUUAACAAUAGAUAAUAUAGCCAUCUUGUGAAUGAGAUUAUAAAUGGUAAUGAUUCUACUGUUUCUGCAAUAUAUACGUAUUCGUAAUUAGUUAAUGUAAUUAUUGUACAUAAUGCUUUAGAAGGCAAUGCAUCAGGACUAAUUCUUAGAGAAAUUAA
Messenger RNA from Hydractinia symbiolongicarpus, 3063 nucleotides. RefSeq names its product ATP-binding cassette sub-family D member 3-like. Gene Ontology annotation, biological process: peroxisome organization; very long-chain fatty acid catabolic process; long-chain fatty acid import into peroxisome. The record is from RefSeq and is a predicted model, not a curated record. NCBI's taxonomy places the organism in Eukaryota, Metazoa, Cnidaria, Hydrozoa, Anthoathecata, Hydractiniidae. The transcript is spliced from 24 exons. Gene Ontology annotation, cellular component: peroxisomal membrane. Gene Ontology annotation, molecular function: long-chain fatty acid transmembrane transporter activity; ATP binding; ABC-type transporter activity. Bases 52 to 2064 code for a protein of 670 amino acids.